This is a messenger RNA of Bombus huntii, 1334 nucleotides long. Its product is annotated as omega-amidase NIT2-A-like. NCBI's taxonomy places the organism in Eukaryota, Metazoa, Arthropoda, Insecta, Hymenoptera, Apidae. The record is from RefSeq and is a predicted model, not a curated record. Gene Ontology annotation, biological process: oxaloacetate metabolic process; L-glutamine metabolic process. Bases 390 to 674 code for a protein of 94 amino acids. Gene Ontology annotation, cellular component: mitochondrion. The transcript is spliced from 3 exons. Gene Ontology annotation, molecular function: omega-amidase activity.
AUGUUUCAAAAAGUACUAGCAAAGUCGUUGAGUAACAAGCCACUGAUGCUAACACAAAUAGCAUUGUCGUAAUUAAAUAUUUCUAAAUAUUCAUUUUUCAUUUUGAACCUGUAGAAACAAUUUAUUAUAUAUACUAUUAGCUAAGUAAUUGCAUAUUUAAUUAAGUCGAAAUAUAAAACUUAGUUAUUUUAAUAAUUUAAAAAAUAAAAAACUGACAAACAUUUCAAUUUAAUUUAUGGUUGGAACAAAAGACAGUUAUUUUUCAUUAAUUGAAAUAUUGCAAUGCAGAGUACUUUCCAAAAUACGCCGAGAGUAUUCCUGAUGGUGAAACGAGCGUUGCUUCAUCGAACGCAGCUAAAGAAAACAACAUCUAUGUAGUUGGUGGUACGAUGCCUGAAAUAGGGGGCGAUAAAUUGUACAAUACCUGUACUAUUUGGGGUCCCGAUGGAACUUUGAUAGCAAAACACCGAAAGGUACAUCUAUUCGACAUCGACAUUCCUAAUAAGAUUACUUUUCGAGAGAGUGAUUCACUCAGUCCUGGUAACUCCCUAACGACGUUCGAUGUGAAGGGCUGCAAAAUAGGUAUUGGCAUUUGCUAUGAUAUUAGAUUCGAGGAAAUGGCACGCAUUUAUCGGAACAAAGGCAUCAAGUUCUAUUUACACAUCGAACGUUGAAAUACGGCGAAAUACAAAAUGUACAAACCACUCUGGACAUUAAUUAACUUUAAACGUUAUUGAUUAAUUAAAGAAACCAACCAUUGUGUUGAUUUUUACAUUUUGAAAAAUUGUUAUCCACUUUUGCUUUGUUUAAAAAUUGAAAAAAAAUACGUUUAUUGUAAGUCACGAGUAUCUCUUUUAUUUAUUUAAACUUUAGAUCAAAUAUUACAAUUUAUAAAUAUAUCAUUUAUUUAGAUAUACUUGUAAUAUCUGUUUUAUAAGUUUGUACAACCAUUUAUCUAUUUAUCUAUUUUAUUUGCACAUAAUCUUUAAAGACUGAUUUUGUAAAGAAUAAAAAAUUGUGAUUCUAUUUAAAAACGAUCGUGUCAGACUCAAGUGAUAAGCGAUAUAUAUUUCAGCGAUAUAUAUAUUCAGAUUUCACCAUCACAUAAACGGUGCUAUUGGAAACGUUUCACAAUGGACGUCUUACAAGCGCCUGCGAUGUCCGUCAUAUGUAAAGCUAUACCACUGAAUCACGGCCGCCAUUUAGUGAUUAAGGUCGAUCACUUAGAGCUGUUAAUCCGACACAAUGGCGAGCAAUACAUCGAAGACAUUAUUGGAAACACAGUUACAGUUUAAUUUCAUUGAGCUUAUUUGCAAAUAAAUGUGUACAAUAUA